CACAUUUAGUUCGGCUACACCUCUCAGAAAACAUCGCCUCAUCUCCUCUCGACUACAAACAAAAUUCGAAUCUCUCUACACAACCAUCAUGCACGUUUCUGCCACCUACCUUAUGGCCGCCAUUAGUGUCUUCGGGCUGGUUUCUGGUGUCCUUGGAGACGAGAUCCACCGCAUGAAAACCGCCACCGCGUUGCUCCCGCGCGCAACUGGAGUAUAUGGCAACGACAAGAGCUACAAAACGAGCGACACUCCGGUAGAGCGUGGAGUUGACAUGCUCCAAGAUAUAUAAAGAGAGAUGGGCCAACAAGUGGAUACGGAGCUUACUCUACGACCUGAGAAUGCUGGUGGUUCUGGGAACGAAAUCUCAAUCUUCAAGAAGCUGAUGGACGAGCCGAACACUGGAGACAGUAUUACGGACCCUCUGAAGGACCACGGGUGUGUGUCGGCAAAUAAGAAGGUUACGAAGUUGGUUAUGGAUACGUCUAUAUCCGGAGAAUUUGUCAAGUUUACAUGCUGUAUUCGCGAGUAAGAUAGGGGAAUGCUAGGCGGGUUUUGUCAGAUAGCCU
Aplosporella prunicola CBS 121167 is the source of this 566-nucleotide messenger RNA. RefSeq lists its product as uncharacterized. The transcript has 2 exons. The record is from RefSeq and is a predicted model, not a curated record. The coding region runs from base 89 to 289 and encodes 66 amino acids. NCBI's taxonomy places the organism in Eukaryota, Fungi, Ascomycota, Dothideomycetes, Botryosphaeriales, Aplosporellaceae.